AUGUAUGCUCCAAAUUUUUAUGGCGGGAAUGGUAUUGUGGGAGCUCAGGUGCCAUUGGGGGCUGGGAUUGCAUUCGAAUUGAAAUAUAAUAAUAAGGACAAUAUUUGCAUUACCUUGUAUGGAGAUGGUGCAGCCAACCAAGGACAAGUGUUUGAAGCAUAUAACAUGGCUGCCUUGUGGAAACUCCCAGUCAUCUUUGCCUGUGAAAACAACCGCUAUGGGAUGGGAACUGCCGUCCAUCGUUCAUCAGCGUCCACUGACUAUUACACUCGAGGGGACUACAUUCCUGGAGUUUAUGUUGAUGGUCAGGACGUGCUUGCAGUGAGAGAGGCUACUAGAUGGGCCAAGGAGUACAUACUGGCUGGAAAUGGACCUCUGGUAAUGGAACUGGAGACAUAUCGCUACUAUGGACACAGUAUGAGUGACCCUGGGAAGAGCUACCGUAAGUCUGAAGAGGUGCAACAGUUCAGAAAAGAGAAGGAUCCCAUUACUACUGCAACCCGCUACCUUCUACAAGGUGACUUAGCUACAGAAGAGGAGCUAAAGGAAAUCAGGAAAUCAGUACAAGCUGAUAUAAAGAAAGCCGUAGCUAAUGCCAUUUCUGACACAGAGCUCCCACUUGAGGAGAUGUACACUGAUAUCUAUACCAGCACUCCAGAGUUCAUGGUCAGAGGAUGUGAUCCUUUUACUUGGGGAAAAUCAGAGAGGGCCUGAAGAUUUAUUGAUAGCAUAUUUCUUUCUUUGAGAAAUGAAUUAAUUGUUGUUAAUAUUUGUGUAGACAAAAGUAAUAUUUAUUGUUUCAGUCUUAGACAGUCUUACAUUGUAUCCAUUAUUUUGUAGAAAUUUGUAGCCAUCAGCUGUUGCUUAUUGUUUAAAAUAAUAAAUUUUUAAAA
Messenger RNA from Amphimedon queenslandica, 893 nucleotides. RefSeq names its product pyruvate dehydrogenase E1 component subunit alpha, somatic form, mitochondrial-like. The annotation marks the transcript as partial. The record is from RefSeq and is a predicted model, not a curated record. Gene Ontology annotation, biological process: pyruvate decarboxylation to acetyl-CoA. Gene Ontology annotation, molecular function: pyruvate dehydrogenase (acetyl-transferring) activity. The transcript is spliced from 5 exons. NCBI's taxonomy places the organism in Eukaryota, Metazoa, Porifera, Demospongiae, Haplosclerida, Niphatidae.